CAAGUUAAGAACUUUUAAAUAACCACCCAUUGUGUUCCUUACAUGUUCAGUUACAAGUUGCUGUUGCAUUUCAGUCUUAUUCAACUAACAAACUUACUAAACGGAAAGGGUGAUUUGACCUGCUGAAUGCCAUUCUGAGAUAAGCUUGACCAUCAUGCAGCCAUGUAAAUGCAUCGUAACGUUGCUGAGCUUAAGUUUAGCGCUGGCUAUUCCUAAAGGUAUAGUUGACGAACAGAAGGCAGCACUGGAAUUUCAAACAGAUGCAAGUGGACUCAAAGGCAGAAAGAGUGAAGCUCCUCAGGUAGUAGAACGGAGCCUGUAUGCCGGCCAGCCUUCUCCUGUUGCUGCUGGAUUGAAAUCGCCAUCCAAAGCGAUUCCAAUCAGAUCGAACCAGGAAUCUUCGAUUACUUUAGCCCCAAAGAUAGUAUCGACUUCGAUUCGUAUUGACAAAGAACCCACCGCUUCUAUUCCUGUUCCAGGCCAAUGCGAUCCAACUCGGCCACAUAGUCCACAUCCGACUAAUUGCUACAUGUUUUACCAUUGUGUCCAACGGCUCAAUUACGUCGAAAAAGUGGAGAAAACAUGCAAUCCACCCACCAUGUUUAAUCCUGACAAUAUGAUUUGUGACUGGCCUGAAUCGGUACGAAAAAUCCGGCCGGAAUGUGGAGUUUCAAUUUCUGGUACCCAAUCCCCAAUUGUUUCACCCAUCAAUUCAAGCUCUGCCGGAUUGAAAACCCAGCCGAAUCCAAUCAAAUCUGCAUCGCUCAUCACUAAAACUGCUACGUGCGUGCCUCCCUGUCAAAAUCUUGGGUUCUGUAAGGCUCCAGGAGAGUGCAUCUGUCCGGAAACCUUUGAAGGGCCGCAAUGUCAGUUUGUCAAGACUCAACGAUGUCUCCAAAAACCGCCCACUCCAUCAAAUUCACGAGUUCUGUACAAUGACAAAGAAUACGUAUCGACUUGCUUCAAAGGUUUCGCCUUCCCCGACGGUAGCAAAGAAUUCAAAAUGGUUUGCGACUCUGGGAAUUGGGUCCAACAUCAUCAACCAACGGGAACAAUUCAGAAAGUCCCCGACUGCCAACCCGUAUGCGACCAACCCUGCUUCAACGGAGGACGAUGUCUGCCCAAUAAUUUGUGUGACUGUCCGCAAGAGUUUCGAGGACCGCAAUGCAAUUAUCCCGUGAAGAAUUGCGCCCCUGAGCUAAUGAACUUCAAUGGAGGCUAUAAUUGCACAAUCGGAAGUAGUUUUCUACGCUGUUCACUCAAAUGUGGUGUUAAUGGAGUGUUCGAGUACCCACCUGCUGCUGUUUACUCUUGCGAAUAUGCCAAGGCUAAAUUUACUCCCGAACCAAUACCGCAAUGCAUUUUUGCGAGACAGCAGUCCCAGAAUUUAAAAUCAAAACCUACAAACCAAUCGCAAGUGUUGAUUGAACAGAGCGCUGGAUUGAAAGGGAAUUUUCAACACUCAGCAAAUCAUGAAACUGAAUGGUAUCAUCCAACCACAGCCUCCCCAAAAAUUGUAUCAACUUCAAUUCACUCAGAAGAAAAAUCCCAAAAUCCAGGCCGUGUUCCAGAUCGUUGUGAUCCAGCUCGACCACACAGCCCACACCCAACGAAUUGCUAUUUGUUUUAUCAUUGCGUCAACGGCAUCAGAGGUGUCGUUUAUCUUGAAAAGACUUGCCAACCUCCGGCGAUGUUCAAUCCAAACACAAUGAUUUGCGACUGGCCAGAAUCAGUGAUGCGUAUCCGGCCGUGCGGAGUCAUUACAGCUCCUAGUACGAAUAAAGAAACUACAGCCGAUUCUUGCGUGGAUGGAUGGGGAGAUUGGGUUAGUGUAUCCACACCGGCCGAAAAUGCUGGAGAUUUCGAAUUGUACGAACAAAUGGUUCCCCAGGAUCCCGUCUGCCCGUCAUCGAGCGUUCGUGAAAUCGAGCAUCAAGUACGUUUUCGUUGCCAUUGCGAAGAUGACACAUCUUUACCACUCGUGAAAAUAUCAGAGCCUCUAACCGCCGAGAAAUUCACAAAUGUUGCAACAACACGUAAGCCCACGGCUACGGAGAAAGUCGUUCUUGCCCCGACAACACCUGCCAUUGCAAAAAAGAACCUUGAGUGUCCUAAGGGAUAUUCAUGGAGCCGUUGCGCUUACAUUUGUACUCGGGUAAACAUUCUUCCCAUAUGUCUUAGUUUAGUGGUGGCUGCACCUCAAGGUAUCCUUGAAGACGACGAUGAAUUAGUGGACUAUGAAGACUAUCAACAAGACCAAAGUGCCGUAAAAGGGGACAACUAUGUGUUGCAAUACGUAGGGCCACGUCAAAGUCCGGAACGUCUCUUCAAGGUGAUGUCUUUGAACAAAGGUGCAAGUCGAGGUUUAAGCCAGGGUGACGGACAACAUUUAAGCCCAACCCAAGGAUCACCCAAAGAUAUAGACAGCACAUUUGGAAGCUUGUCCGAUGACCGAUCAUCCGUUUCCAACGGAGUCAAAACUCCAAAAAUGUCUUCACGUAACAAAACAAGACCUGUCAGCUUCAAAGGAGGAUGCAUGGAGAAGCCUCCAAGGCCAGCUAAUGCUGCAAACUUAAGAUGCGCCCCAAACAGUGGCACCUGUGACAUCAAAUGCUUAAAAAAUUAUAUUUUUCCGGAUAAAACGAAGCAAACACAAAUCCGCUGCGAAGAACCUGGUGUUUGGAAAGUUGGCAACUCAGAAAAAAUUCCUGACUGUGAACCUAUUUGUAUGCCUCCAUGCCAAAACUUGGGCUUCUGUACAGCUCCGGAUGAGUGCAGCUGUCCGGACAAUUACGAAGGUCCACAGUGUCAGUUCUCCAAGACAAAACCUUGUCUCGAUAAGCCACCCACUCCGAUGAAUUCACAGAUUAUUUGCAACGGGACUGAUUGCCUAUUGACCUGCAAUAAUGGCUUUGAAUUUCCAAGCGGUAGUAAAGAAAUCAAAAUGGUUUGUGUCUCUGGAUACUGGACCCUUUGUCAACAACUAACGGGAAAGUUUCAGAAAGUUCCCGAUUGCCAGCCCGUGUGCGAUCCACCUUGCGAAAAUGGUGGUCGAUGUCUCCUCAACAACGUCUGUGAGUGUCCGCAAGGCUUUCGAGGACCGCAAUGCAAUUACCCCGUUGAGAACUGCGCCCCUGAGCGAAUGAACUUCAAUGGCUUCUCCAAUUGCUCGUGCGGAAGUUCUUCGUUAAGUUGCUGCGUGUUAUGUUCGCUCAACUGCGGUGUGGAUGGCGUUUUCGAAUACCCACCUGCCUCAGUCUAUUCUUGCGAGUAUGCCGAAGCUAAAUUUGUUCCAGAAAAUAUACCUCAAUGUAUCUUUGAUAAUAAGCGGACUCAGUACUUCAAAUCUAAUUCUACUAGUCAUUCGCAACUAGUGAUUAUGCAAACGUCUGAUUUGGAAUGGACUGGUAAAGAGACAUCCAACCAAGAAACAGAUUUUUCGGUGGUGUCAAAUGGCUUCCAAGGAUUUUUAGGCUUUUUCCCAAAAAGCCGAGCAUUAAAUAAUGAACAGGACAAUUUCAAAGCAACUCGUAAUUUGAUAGCACGGCCAAUGCCAUGUCGGACAGGAGAGGACUCAAAUUGGUUCCAGAAAAAAUACGCGUCCAGCAAAUCUAAUCAGCCAUGCCAGAAUUGAGUUGCUGUUUAUUUUAUUUUCUUAUUGAAAAUUGUAUCCUUUCAUCCAAUUUGUAUAAAAUUUCUUUUUUCUUUCAUAUAUGCAUUAUAACUGUGAGGAUAAUUAUUGCCUGGUGUUAAAAUAAAUGAUGGCUGAAUCAA
Messenger RNA from Daphnia magna, 3774 nucleotides. RefSeq lists its product as uncharacterized. NCBI's taxonomy places the organism in Eukaryota, Metazoa, Arthropoda, Branchiopoda, Diplostraca, Daphniidae. Gene Ontology annotation, molecular function: chitin binding. The record is from RefSeq and is a predicted model, not a curated record. The coding region runs from base 155 to 3634 and encodes 1159 amino acids. The transcript has 14 exons. Gene Ontology annotation, cellular component: extracellular region.